Lichtheimia ornata is the source of this 1509-nucleotide messenger RNA. RefSeq lists its product as uncharacterized. NCBI's taxonomy places the organism in Eukaryota, Fungi, Mucoromycota, Mucoromycetes, Mucorales, Lichtheimiaceae. Gene Ontology annotation, molecular function: NADP binding; flavin adenine dinucleotide binding; N,N-dimethylaniline monooxygenase activity. The record is from RefSeq and is a predicted model, not a curated record. The transcript is spliced from 10 exons. The coding region runs from base 1 to 1509 and encodes 502 amino acids.
AUGGCUGCCUAUUACGACACGAGCAAACCUACCGUAGGCAUUAUUGGGGCAGGAUUUAGCGGAAUAUGCGCAGCUAUCAGACUCAAACAAGAGCUUGGUAUCGACGCUCAAAUACUUGAAGAAAGCAAAGAAGUAGGCGGUACUUGGCACUUUAACAGAUACCCAGGUUGUGCUUGUGAUGUGCCCUCCCAUCUAUACUCGUUGUCCUUUGAGCCCAACCCUGACUGGAGUCAGCAUUAUAGCCCUUCCGAAGAGAUUCAUGAUUACAUCAAGAAUAUCACCAAAAAGCACAACUUGUAUGACAACAUCUCUUUCAAUACCCACGUUGAUAAGGCAACUUGGCUUCAAGAUGAAUGUCGCUGGAAGGUGGAUGUGCACAGCACGUUAGAUGGUGCAGCAUGCACCUAUUACUUUGAUUGCAUGUAUCUAAGUGUCGGCACCAUUCGCGUACCCCGAACACCCAAAGAAUUUACUGGAUUCCAAGGACCCAUUGUGCACACAGCGGAUUGGGAUAGCUCUGUUGAUUUCACCAACAAGCGUGUGGCAGUGGUGGGAAGUGGUGCCAGCGCUGUUCAAACUGUUCCACGACUUCAAAAACAAGCAGCCCACUUGGUUAGCUACCAACGUUCUCCUGCUUGGGUGCGUGUGCGUCAACAAUACCAUUAUUCCAAGCUCAAAAAGUUCCUGUUUCGAUGGAUGCCUUUGAUCCUUUUGCUUCAUCGCUGGUACAUUUAUUGGGUGGGUGAACUUGGCUAUGUCGUCUUUGGAUAUUACAAGAGCUUCCUUGCUCGAUGGUAUUCCAAUUCAGUUGCAAAAUCCAUGCGUCAACGUAUCGAAGGACAAGGACGACCUGAUCUCGUGGAGAAGCUUAUUCCAAAAUACCUCAUGGGUUGUAAACGUAUCGCACCCUCUGAAGAUUAUCUCGAAGCGCUUUGUCAAGAUAAUGUCACUGUGGAGACAACAUCCAUCCAAAAAGUCGAAGGACGCACCAUCACUACAGUGGAUGGCAAAGAGCAAGAAUUUGAUAUCCUUGUAUUGGCAACUGGAUUUGACGUGCCUGGUUUCUUGGCCAAUCUUGAAGUACAAGGAACACACAAAGAAACCUUGAAUGAAAUGUGGAAAGACAAAUUCCCAGGGACAUACAAAACAGUGCUAGUGAAUGGCUUCCCCAACUUGUUUGUCAUCCUUGGUCCAUCCAGCAUCCUUGGUCAUAAUUCGGUAUUGGUGAUGGUGGAGUGCCAAGUCAAUUAUACAAUCAAGUGCCUCAAGCGUAUGAUCAAGGAGAAGGUAGCAGCUAUUGAACCCACUCAAGAAGCUCAAGACAAGUUUGUGCAAGAAAUCAAAAAGGAUCUCGAGACCACGGUGUGGAAACGAGGCGGUUGUAAUUCGUGGUACAUCAAUUCGGCGGGAGAGGCAUCUGCAUUGUGGUCCAGUACUGUCACACGCUUUUGGUGGAUGUUGCGUAGCGUCAAGAAUCUCAAAGAUUUUAACACGUACAAGGUGGUGUAA